AUGAGCCGUCGCUCCCGCGGCCUUCGGGACGCUUGGAGACUAGUAGACUCCUGCAUCGCGCAGACCGGGCGCCAUGACGGGCGAGCACUGCACGUCCUGCCACGGCUCGCUCCGCCCGCAGCGACAGACGAGUCCCACCGUCAGGCGCCUACCCUCAGCACCACUGAGUGCAACAGACGCACGGCACCGGGCUGCAGCGGCCCGUGCGCCCUGCAAUACGCGCCACCCUUUCCCUCAGGCUGGCACACAACACUCCCAGGCCGGUCCGUCUCCUCCCGCCACGGCCCGGCGUCGCCCGCGCGCCGCGAUGCGGCCCCGAGCGGCUCGGCCACGCCGUGGGGGCCCAGGCGGGCCGCGGCCACGUCAGCCGGGGUCGCUGCGAGCCGCCACAGCACGUUGCGUCUGCCUGGCUCCUUCGACAUCGUUGCGUUUCCGGUCGGAUACGCGCUCGACACGGAGGCCUUCCUACAGGACGAGAUGCGGCGGCUGUACCUGCGGCACUGGAAGGUGCGGUACUUCAAGGAGGGCAUGCUGUUCGAGCACGUCGGCGACGACCCGUCGAUAGCCUCGGGGUCGGCCAACCCCGCAGGCGUGGCGCUGCACGGGAGCCCGGAGCCCGCUGCGCCGGGCCGCGACGCCCCGACCGACAGCUUCGUGUUCGCGCUGAACUUCGGCGUCGCGGUCUUCUUCAACCUCACGCCGUCCGAGGUCUCGGACUGGAUGUCCUCCCUGACGCGGCACGCCGACAAGUCGCUCCUGGGCACCGCCGACGUGACCCGCUCGCUGCCCGGCCGCGUCGUCGACUUCAUGACCGACGCAGCGCGGCGCACCACCGCGUCCCUCUGGCGGCCGUGGGGGGGGAGUCAAACAACCACCGUGGCGCGCAGCGACCACAGCGCGGCCGGCCCCGGCGCCCUCGCUCCCGGGGACACCCGGGAUCACCCCACGCAGGACUACCCGGGCGUCGAGAUCCCAGCGGGCUACCCGCGCGGGCAGCGCGCGUCGGGGCUGCGCGCCAUGGAGCUUGGCGUGCUUUCUGAAAUAUCGAUUCCCGAUCGCGGAAGCGUGCAUCCGUGGCGGGGCGACGGCGACCGCGACGGCCUCCGCACGUUCGGCGCCGGGAACUUCGAGGCGCAUCCGUACGCGGCCGCCGCGGGCGGCCACCUCUGGGAAAGCUACACCGCCGUACUGCGGCCAAAGGCGCUGCACGAGUCGACGCAGGGCGCGAUCCGCGACAACGUGCUGCAGCUGCGCGGCCUCGACACGGACACUGUGCGCGUCGUCGGCCUCGCGAUCGGGCAGAGUGUCGCCAUGGAUCAUUACUCCCGGGAGAUCGACGCGCGGCUCCGGCGGUUCGAGCAGGUGAACCGCGAAGUGGCGCACCGCGGGAGGACGCUGCACAACGACUCGGACAUGCUGCGCAUGCUCGCGAACGCGAAUCUGCUCACGCUCGGCAUCGUGUCCCAGAUCGGGAUCCUGGACAGGCUCGACCCCGCGUGGCGCGAGGAGCGGUACGACCACCUGUGGCACAGCAUGCGGCGGGACCUGGAGAUGAAGGAACGACUCAGCGCGAUGCGGCAGAAGAUGCACAUUGUGGAGGAGAACGCCAAGCAUCUGAUUCAGAUCAGCGCGCAGCGCACGACGAACCUGGCGGAGAUCGCGAUCGUGGUGCUGAUCAUGGCGGAGCUGGUGAUGGGGAGCGUGGACAUUUGGCUGAACCACGCGGACGUCGUGCGCGGGUGGGGGGACGCGGUGCGGUCAGUGGCGCGGCAGUGGCGCGGGGGCGAGGGGGCCGCGGACGGCGGGGAGCCGGGGGACCUCGUCGAGUCCCCCAGGGCUGUCUAG
This is a messenger RNA of Pedinophyceae sp. YPF-701, 1845 nucleotides long. The record is from the annotation of a GenBank genome assembly. NCBI's taxonomy places the organism in Eukaryota, Viridiplantae, Chlorophyta, Pedinophyceae.